AUGGGCCGACAGGCAUAUUUGAACCGGCUAGCUUUGGGCCGGUCGCCUUAUGAGCUACCAGAGACUGCUACCGUUGACCCGUCCAGUCCCGUCCGGAGAGUCUCGCAUAUCCAUGCCGACAGCUAUAUGCAGCAAUAUGACUCUCGCGGACAUCCAGUGAAUCCAGAAUCUAAAAGCCUGGGACGCGCACUCAGAAAAGCUAAAAAUGACAUUCUCUCUACAAUGGGGAUCGUCGUCAGUGGCGAGGACCGCAGUGCCAGUUCUUCUAAUGAACAGCAACGAAUCAAUCAGAUAACGGCCGAGAAUGACUUUGGCCUAGUGAUUACCACUGCUGAUCAACUUUUUGUUUUCUUUGGCUCCUGGUGGACUUCAUCUCUCACAGGAGAAAUACAGACGUUCAGACAUUACACACAUGCUGCACUGCUCGAUGUCAUACGGUCUGAACGUGGUACCACUGGGAUUUUAGGGUUCUAUUUCGCUGGAAUUCCCGCAUGGGCGGUGUCGAGCGGAUUGGCCAUUGCUCGCGACAAUCCCUGGAAGCGCACAUGGACUGCGAUCAGGGACUAUGUUGUGAGCAUCACAGGCAAUGGCAGUCUCUCGCUGGCUGUUCGUGCGGUAUCUAUAAUUACAUACUUCACUGCUCGAAGUUCACUUCUAGUUUUAUCCGUCGAGGCUUACAUGUACUCAAUUCUCCAAACACUUUCCAUUAUCCCACCGAAAUCCAUACCAAGCCUUCGACUACUCAUACCUUUUGGGGGGGAGUCUCUCAUAAGACUUCCAGACCUCCCAACGGACCUCUCUGCUCCAGCUAUAACCGGCUUCCUUUUACGUUUGCUAGCCUCACCGGCAGUUCUAACAUUCAUCUAUGCAUUUUACUUGCGCCCAGCGCUAGAAGAACGUAUCUACCGUUUGAUCCGCCGCCAGGUACCAAAGCCGGUGCUUGCGGAUGAGCUGUCAAUCAGGGUUGCCUUCGAAGAGAAUCUGGUUGAAUGGGUGGUGCCAACCCUAGGACGGCGCGCAGACGAAGAGGCUCGCCGUGCUAAACUCACGUUGUUACAAGAUAUGCAAUGUGAGCUUGUUGCUUUCCGAGAAUGGUUAUUCUCAUUCUUUGGGUUGUUCUCUAGCAAUACGUCCAGCCAGAAAGCUAUGGAAGCUUCCAGCCAGGAGAGAAUAGAAAACCUCAGAAAUUCGAUCGAAUCGCUUCGGCACGAGCUCGAGGAGGUACAGCUUCGAAAUGACCCCGCAGAGGAUGGGCUCGUAGCUCCCUUUACUAGACCCCCGGGCCCUAUGCCGCGCCGAAACACGAUUGAUCUUGGGCAAGCAGGACUUGCUACUCUUCCUGAGGGGACAAGUCUAGACGAUGGAGAGAUGCGUUUCGGUAUUCCCCAGGUUUUAACGAAUGAAAAUCGCAUGUCUCAAUCUCCGGGAGAGAUGAGCAAUGACUUUUUCUCUGAAAUGGCAACUAUAGGACGGACCAGCGCACCAUCGCAAUCGACCGUCUCAAACACUCAAAGCUUGCCAAGCAACUCACAACAAGCCGAAGUCACAUCCAGAGGUCGACAAAAUUCUCGUUCAAAUACUUUAUUCUCGCGUCCAUCGUCCCCGGAGACAUCGCCCCCGACCUCGCCCCGAGUUAGGGCUUCAUUGAUUCACCAGAGUUCGGACAUAAUUACGAUGCAACUCGAACUGCUCGGCAACCGAACUCGAACUGCGCGCAACCCUGCCUCCGUCUCAAGUUCACAUAUUCCAAGAUUGGGGACGAACAAUGCGGGUCUGCGCCGCUCGUCUACUGUUGAUCGUCGGUCAAUUGCCGACUUUCUGGAGGCUUUGAUUCUCAGCCAGGCUCAGCAACAGGCUGCACAAUCCCCAACUUUGGGUAUUCAUGAUGGCCCUUCGAACAUCAAUGCGGAACCAAACCUUGCAACUGGACAUGAUGCACACCUGAUUGAGAAUGAGCCUCCAAAUGGCCUGGAUGACGGUGAAACGAUGAACCAAGAACUAGUUGGCCAUACCGCGGGCGAAAUCUCGCAAUCUGUCGUUCAAAACAUCCUCCCAGAUGGCGUCGAAGAGCCAAGUGACAUUGAUGCUCAUCCCUUACCACCUUCAGCAGCUAUAGCGGCGACACAAGAUCUCUCGCCCGAAGUGAUAGACCAACCCGACGCACCUACCUCUCAAAUCCCAGCAUCCUCUGCGUAUCCGUCGUCCAAUGCGCACCGAGUGACUCUGCUCUCUGCUCACCCUGUGGAUUCACUUGCAUCGCACCUUGCUGCGAUUCUGAGCAAUCUCAUUCUUGCCCCACUCGAAUCAUUGUGCUACCGUUCGCUGGCGCACUCCUAUCUCGCCACACACGCCUCUUCCACAGCUCAGUUGACAAACCUCCAUCCAUUGAAUCUAUGGUUCGGUGGGAUCUCUUGGGUGGACAUCGGUGCUUAUACCGGUAGGCUUAUACUCAUGAGAGGCAUGCAGGCUGCCUUGAGAGCAGGCGUGUGGGGAUUCCUGGUAGGCUCGACAAUGAGAAUUGGGAGGAAAUUCUGCGGUUGGGGCACAUUAUGA
Molecule: messenger RNA, 2553 nt
Organism: Penicillium cosmopolitanum
Lineage: Eukaryota; Fungi; Ascomycota; Eurotiomycetes; Eurotiales; Aspergillaceae
Exons: 4
Coding region: 1-2553 (850 amino acids)
Source: RefSeq, a predicted model, not a curated record